UUGAAAGGGGGGCACUCGCUGGGCGCGCGCCGCCGCGCAGGGCGGGGGACUGUGGCCCCGGGUCGCACGCGCAGAGGCGCGCACGUGACCCCCCCCUCUCUUUUUCCUCACUCCCCCACCGCCGCCCGUGAGGGUGCCUUGCUUCCUCCUCCUCCUCCUCCUCCUCCCCGCGCCGCCAGUGCCUCAGCGCCGUGCGCGGAGCCGAGCCGAGCCCGGCGGCCGGAGCGGCGGCGCCACACCCCCCUCGCCGGAUCCGCGCGGCGCGGCCGAUGGCGUUCUCCCCCGUGGCCGUGGGCUCGGAGGUGCCGCCGGAGCCGGGCGGCAGCGGGAGCCCGGGCGAGGCGGCGGACGGAGAGCGGGAGCUGCCGCCGCGGCCCGGCGAGAGGCUGGUGCCCGGCAGCCGCCUGAAGGAGGUGGUGGGCGCGUCCUUGGCGUCGCUGUGCCUCGGCCCCCUCGCCGGGCCGCAGCGCCUCGGGACCCUGGUGGACUGCCUGGUGCUGAACUACCGCCUGCGGCAGGGGCUGGGCUGCGGCCGGGGCCGCGGCCCCGCGGCCGAGGGGCCGCUGCGCUGCUGCGGCUGCGGCAGGUUCCUCGGCGAGCCGGUCACCGUCCCGUGCGGGCACACCUACUGCCGCCGCUGUCUCCGGAGGAAGCUGCGGGCCCGCUGCCGCCGCUGCCGGGACUGGCUGCUGCCGGCGGGGGGCACCAGCUCGGCCGCUGCCCCGCUGCGGACCAGCGUCGUCCUCAGCCAGCUGGCGGAGAAGUGGUUCCCGGGCGAGUGCGAGAGGGCGAGGACCGGGAGCCGGCUGGAGGAGCUGCUGGCCCAGGGACGCUUCCCGGAGGCUCUGGGCGCCGCCAGCCAGGCUUUGCGAGCAGAUUCCAGUGACUUUAUGCUAAGGAUUUACAGAGCUGAGUCGUAUGUUGGCCUCCAAGAAUAUAAAACAGCCAUAGAAGAUCUAAAUUUUGUUAUCUCUAAAAUGCCAAAUUGGCCAGAGGUCUACUUCCAGAAAGGAAAAGUGCUGCAAGACUCUGGCUUUGUAGGUGAUGCCUUACAACUGUUUCUACAGUGCUUAGCCCUUGAUGAGGACUUUCUUCCAGCCCAGCUAGAAGUAGAAAGGACAUUGUGUGAUGUGCUGUCACCAGAGAAGUUAGGAGAGAGUCUGAAGGAAUCUGCUUGGAAUUCACCACAUAUUCGAAAUAAACCUUUUAUACUUGGUUCUGAGGUGACUGAGUCUUACAGCAGCUUACAGCUUUGUCCUGAGCCGAGUUUAGGAGGAUCAGAUGUACUGGAUCCUGUCAGUGGAAGCUUAAAUCGUGCAUGGUCUACCCAUGCUCUUAAUUCAACAAAAGAACUUGCCAAGGAAGAUGGAUUAAAGAGAGUGUCUUCUGAACCCCUUCUUUCUGGCCAAGAAAAAGGUGUUUUGUUGAAAAGAAAGCUUUCCUUUUCAGAACAGGAUACAGCUGUAUGUGAAGAUGGAAGAAACAAACACAAAAAGCAAGGAGAAAGUACAAAAAGGGAUGUGACACUGGCUUUUGGAACAAUUCCAGGGAAUUUGAUCGAUGUAUCAGAUUUUGAGUGCUCUCUGUGUAUGAGGCUAUUCUUUGAGCCAGUGACAACCCCUUGUGGACAUACUUUUUGCAAAGGUUGCUUGGAACGGUGUUUAGACCAUGCUCCUCAGUGUCCACUCUGUAAGGAAAGUUUGAAAGAGUACCUUGCAAGCAGGAAAUACAGCAUCACAGAACUGCUGGAGGAAUUAAUAAUAAAGUAUUUGUCUGAUGAAUUAUACGAGAGAAAAAGAAUUCAUGCUGAAGAAACCGCUGAACACUCAAACUUGACCAAGAAUGUUCCAAUGUUUGUUUGCACUAUGGCAUAUCCUACUGUGCCUUGCCCUCUACAUGUGUUUGAGCCAAGAUACCGACUAAUGAUUCGCAGAAGUAUGGAAACUGGAACUAAACAGUUUGGGAUGUGUAUAAGUGACUCUCAAAAUGGUUUUGCAGAUUAUGGAUGCAUGCUGCAAAUCAGGAAUGUUCAUUUUCUACCUGAUGGACGGUCUGUUGUUGAUACAGUUGGUGGAAAGAGAUUUAGAGUUUUACGGAGAGGGAUGAAAGAUGGUUAUUGCACUGCAGACAUCGAAUAUUUAGAAGAUGUUAAGGUUGCUAAUGAAGAAGAACUAAAGAAACUGAGAGAACUUCACAAUUUUGUUUACAAUCAGGCCUGCAGUUGGUUCCAAAACUUAAGAAACAAAUUUCGCACUCAAAUACUUCAACACUUUGGGCCAAUGCCUGAUAGGGAGGAAAAUAUACAGGCAAUGCCCAAUGGUCCUGCUUGGUGUUGGUGGCUUCUAGCUGUUCUCCCAGUAGACCCCAGAUAUCAGCUGUCAGUUCUCUCCAUGAUGUCUUUAAAAGACCGUCUGAUAAAAAUCCAGCAUAUACUCACAUAUUUUUCUAGAGACCAGUCCAAGUGACUAACCGCCUGGGUCUUCCUGAAAAGUUACUCUGUUCUGGUUGUAGUAGCAGCUGGAAUUUUUGCUGCCUUUGCACAUCUAGCACUGGUUUGAGAAGUGUAAUGGAACCGCUUUUUCUCUCUCCUCACCCUCCUGACUUCCUGAACCACGUGGUUCUUUGAAUGCACACUUUCCUCAACUAUGAGAGAAGACCACUGACAACUGCACAAAGUCAAUCCAGCUAGAUAUGUUUUUCAUGUUAUCUACACUACAAUUUGCACUAUGUAGAAGAGAACCUUUUUGAGACUUGAUAAUUUUAGCCACUGACUUUUUAAAGCUGUGGGAAGCGCAGGACUUAAGGCUGACAGUCCAGGUUUACAACAAUGAGGAGGUAUUAAAGGUUUUGCAAAUGUUUGCCUCAUACAACUGUUCUUUUGCUGUUUGCACAAAUAUUUGAAAUCUGGUAUUGAAUGUCACUGUCGGAUAUUGCUACUCUUGUUGAAUUGUUUUGACCAUGAAUAUGGCACAGAUUUUUAAGUUAUCUUGUAAAUGUAUGCAUCACAAAACAGGUGACAUGAACUGUAUGCUGAACUGAGAGCCAACUUUAAGGAACAAA
Messenger RNA from Tyto alba (common barn owl), 3060 nucleotides. It is a transcript of the gene LONRF1, whose product is annotated as LON peptidase N-terminal domain and ring finger 1. The coding region runs from base 270 to 2465 and encodes 731 amino acids. Gene Ontology annotation, molecular function: protein binding. The record is from RefSeq and is a predicted model, not a curated record. NCBI's taxonomy places the organism in Eukaryota, Metazoa, Chordata, Aves, Strigiformes, Tytonidae. The transcript is spliced from 12 exons.